Molecule: messenger RNA, 717 nt
Organism: Sphaeroforma arctica JP610
Lineage: Eukaryota; Ichthyosporea; Ichthyophonida
Exons: 6
Coding region: 1-717 (238 amino acids)
Source: RefSeq, a predicted model, not a curated record
AUGUGUCGGGUGGCACAAAUUCCAUCGGUUUUGUCGAACCCCACACCCGAACACUACCGACAGCAAUUGACGUCAAGGGCCGAUCAUUCAGGCCGCCUAAUCUGGCAACCGGAUAAUUGCAUAGAUGAUACAGAGCUGGCUAAAUACUUAGAAGCGGCUCUCCCAACACUCAGAGUGGGCCGUACUGGAUUUAAUCUUCCCACACCACGAGAUCUCCAGAUCACUACAAUACUAGCCACCCUCACGCUUAAUGGGUGUGAUGUAGAUAAGGCAAAAGAGGAAUUACAAAAGAACGCCCCAAGGACCCUUGCGUGGUCGAACUCCGAUAUAGUCAAUUUUGAGAUCGAACUCGUACAACACGGGAAGGAUUUCGAGCGAUUUAAGAUUGCGGGUAGAAGCUAUAACGAGAUUAUCAACUUCUACUUCCAGUGGAUGCGAUCGCCGAGAUGUCGAUCAUUUGUAAAUACCUUCAUGGAUGUGUGGUACAGGUCGAAUUGCGGUCCCAUCCACGACUGCAACGAAGUGAUAAUUAAUUGGAAGAGACAAAUAGGUCUAUUCCGUGUAGCGGCAGUCUUGGACAGGCGGAAGCGUGGAACUCGCUGGGAAUAUAAGGUUCGAUGGGAAGACACCGACGUGGAAACGUGGGAAGACAAGGACAGCAAAGGGCUCAGAACUAGUGAGGCUUUCAGCAAGUAUAAGAGGUCUUUGAAAGAGUGA